Pochonia chlamydosporia 170 is the source of this 1425-nucleotide messenger RNA. RefSeq names its product RNA polymerase II-associated, Paf1. Gene Ontology annotation, cellular component: Cdc73/Paf1 complex. Bases 1 to 1425 code for a protein of 474 amino acids. The transcript is spliced from 2 exons. Gene Ontology annotation, molecular function: chromatin binding; RNA polymerase II complex binding. The record is from RefSeq and is a predicted model, not a curated record. NCBI's taxonomy places the organism in Eukaryota, Fungi, Ascomycota, Sordariomycetes, Hypocreales, Clavicipitaceae. Gene Ontology annotation, biological process: transcription elongation by RNA polymerase II.
AUGUCGUCUUCAGGCGCGCGCUCCGGUGAGCGCAUGGUGCAUCAGGACUUCAUCGCGCGAAUCCGUUUCUCCAAUGCCCUCCCUCCUCCGCCGAAUCCUCCGAAGCUGUUAGAUAUCCCCAAUACGGGUCUCGCGAGUGGACAGUACACGACCCCCGGAUUUGCCUCACGGCUCGCGAGAGAACAGCCGCUGAAUAUUGAGGCCGAUGCCGAGUUGGGUAUGCCCUUGGACUUGGUGGGCAUGCCUGGUGUUUUUGACGGCGAUGAACGAUCUAUCCAAGCACCAGUACAAGCCCCUGCUGUCCAUCCUCACGACCGGGCACUCCUCCGACCCAUUGCAGCCCUUGGCAAGCCCAAGGUGGCAGAAGCCAAUGUGUCCUUCCUUCGAAGAACAGAAUACAUCUCUUCAUCGACGCCAAAGAGACACGAGGGAGGAAACCCUAGAGCUCUUCUUGCCAAAGCGCGGAAACCCCAACGGAUGGUCCCUGAAGCUGCCGCCGAUUCGCCCCAAGUCAUCAAGCGAAAGAUUGACCGUGGCUUCGACAUUGCCCAACAAGAUCUCAAAGAUCCCAAACGAGUCAAGCACCCCACAAAGAAGCACCUCAAGGUCGUGGAUGCCAUGCCUCUCCUACCAGACUUGCACGCGUUCCCCGAUUCCGGUGCCUAUGUCACAGUCAAGUUCCAAACCAACCCCGUCGGCAAGUCCAACAAAUACGAUACACGUCUUCUGAGCGGUCUUCUCCGGCCUAUAGAGCGCACAGCAGCCGAAGAUGCCGCGUACGAAGCCGCCCUGGAAGCACACGAGCUUGACCCCGACAACAACCCCAAGCCUCAAAACUUGAUGAACUACGACUUUUAUCUGGGACAAAGCACCGCGGUGGCUGACAACUUCCGACGCAAGUUCGACGUCGAUGACCCAGACCACGACGGCGACGAGCUGUACACGCACCAGGGCGAGACGGGCGGAUACUUUCAGUUCAACAGGGUUCGAGCAUACGAGACGUCUCACGAGACGGAACUCGACCACCCCACCAAGUAUGAGGACGAGAUUCUUCUGGCAUACAACGACGAGGAUGUCUACCCGAAGCAAAAAGCCAUGUACUACUACCCCGUCAUGCAAAAGUCAACCAUUCGCCCGCAACGAACCAAGAACAUUGCCCGCACGAUUGGCUUUUCUCAAGAAGAGGAGCAGAUUGUCGACCAGUUGGACAUUACUGUUGAUGAUCCUACCGAGGAGAUGCUUGAUGCCAUGAGGAAAUACCAGGAAAAUCCACUUGGCUGGGAGCAAGAAGCGGAUGAGGAACCCACACAGGAUCAGGAAGGCGAAGCGGAGGACGAUGACGCCGAGCAAAACGGUAGUGAAAGGGCGGAUAGGCGAUCAGCUUCUGAGGAGAGAGACGCAGAAGGCGAUGAGGAUGAGGACUAA